Molecule: messenger RNA, 488 nt
Organism: Sciurus carolinensis (gray squirrel)
Lineage: Eukaryota; Metazoa; Chordata; Mammalia; Rodentia; Sciuridae
Product: histone H2A type 1-C
Exons: 1
Coding region: 37-429 (130 amino acids)
Cellular component (GO): nucleosome
Molecular function (GO): DNA binding; structural constituent of chromatin; protein heterodimerization activity
Source: RefSeq, a predicted model, not a curated record
UUCGUUGUGUUGGUGUCUUGAGUGUGCUGACUUGCGAUGUCUGGUCGUGGUAAACAGGGCGGCAAGGCGCGCGCCAAGGCGAAAUCUCGCUCUUCUCGCGCCGGGCUGCAGUUCCCGGUGGGCCGGGUGCACCGCCUGCUGCGCAAGGGCAACUACGCAGAGCGGGUCGGGGCCGGCGCGCCGGUCUACCUUGCGGCGGUGCUGGAGUACCUGACCGCGGAGAUCCUGGAGCUGGCGGGCAACGCGGCCCGCGACAACAAGAAGACGCGCAUCAUCCCGCGCCACCUGCAGCUGGCCAUCCGCAACGACGAGGAGCUCAACAAGCUGCUGGGCCGCGUGACCAUCGCGCAGGGCGGUGUCCUGCCCAACAUCCAGGCCGUGCUGCUGCCCAAGAAGACCGAGAGCCACCACAAAGCUAAGGGCAAGUGAUCUGACCGACAUCUGAGCUUCCGGAAACGUUAUCAAACCCAAAGGCUCUUUUCAGAGCC